CCGGCGGCGGUCCCCCGCUCGCCGGCCGCGGCCCCUCCCUGACUCGGGCCACUCACCCGUUUUGGGAAUCGGCCUCUUUAUCCUACACGGGUCUUGGAGCCGACUGACAACCGUGGCGCCUCCGGCUCUGCUUCCUUCGACUCCCCGAGCAAAGCCACGGCUCCGGCGAGGCUCGGACCUCGGGGCCUUUCUCCGGCACCCAGAGAUGAGAACACCCCCCCACCGGCCCCGCUCCGGUUCGCCUGGCGUUUACGGGCCCUAGACUACAACUCCCAGAACCACUCCCACCCCUGACACCCAGAGACGGACCCGCGGGGAACAAGCCCUUCAACCCCUGUCCGCCCCCUUCGAAAAGUGGAGAUUCAUGGGACCACAAGACCUCCACCCAUCCCGAACCCUUCUACAUGCAUUCUCCUACGCUCUGCUUUAAACGUAUUAACAACAACCUAGAAAGGCGACCGGGAGGGGGGGAAAUAGCGCUCGAAUGCGCAUGCGUACAGAUCAAUGGUUUCCACGCGCGGGUUGCGGGGGGUGGGGAGGGAAGGAAAGGGUGGAAAGGGCAGGAAGGGUAGGGGGAAGAAGGGACAAAAAAAAGAUGGCGGUGACGGGGUAUCCGUCACAGGACCCGGAAGCACUUUCCGUUCCGUUUCCUCCCGAAAAAUUCGCCGUAGGAUCUUACCUAGGUCGACUGAAGUCACCGCGGGUUUCCAACGUUCCUUCCUCUCCCGAUCACCAUGGCUCUUAAAAGGCUCUCCAGGUUUUUAUCUCUUGUUCAGUCUGCAACUUCGGUGUACUUUCGAAGGAACAUUGGUGUUACAGCGGUUGCAUUUAAUAAAGAACUCGAUCCUGUUCAAAAACUCUUUGUAGACAAGAUUAGAGAAUAUAAAUCCAAGAGACAAACAGCUGGAGGACCUGUUGAUAUAGGUCCUGAAUAUCAACAAGAUCUGGACAGGGAACUAUUCAAGCUUAAGCAGAUGUAUGGUAAAGCAGACAUGAAUACAUUCCCAACAUUCAAAUUUGAAGAUCCCAAAUUUGAAGAGGCACCUAAACCCUCAUCUUGAGGAUUCACAACGGAGUGUAUAUUGCUGUUUGAUUCUUUGUCAGGAAUUAGUUGUAUAACUAAUCAAUAGUAACAAUAAAUUUUAAUUUCACUUUCACCAAA
This is a messenger RNA of Trichosurus vulpecula (common brushtail), 1162 nucleotides long. It is a transcript of the gene ATP5PF, whose product is annotated as ATP synthase peripheral stalk subunit F6. The transcript has 4 exons. Lineage: Eukaryota; Metazoa; Chordata; Mammalia; Diprotodontia; Phalangeridae. Gene Ontology annotation, biological process: proton motive force-driven ATP synthesis. The record is from RefSeq and is a predicted model, not a curated record. Gene Ontology annotation, molecular function: proton transmembrane transporter activity. Bases 735 to 1061 code for a protein of 108 amino acids.